AGACGAUACAUAGAAUCUCCAUUUUAGGGAGACUUGAUGGAAAAAUUACUGACAGCAGUUCCUUUUAUUUGUAUAUUAAUGAUUGGUUGGUUGAACUGGCUCAUUACUGAUCAUGCAGUACAACAGAAACCCAAUAAUGAGAAAUUGAGAAUAUAAAUGUCACAUAUUCAAGCGUGGCUUUGCAGAACAGGAAGAAGUCACACAAAUUUAUUUAAUGUAAGCUUUUACAUUAUAAACAAAUUUAACGAUUAUUCAUGGCAAUAAAGAUUUUGUGAAAUUUUUUUGACAUUUUAUUUGUGGGACGUCAUGACCUUUUUCGGAUGCCGUACUUCCGGGUUUGUGACCACUCAACUAGCUGGCUUAAGCUAACGACUUUUUGACAAACCAUUUAAGAUACCUCACAAAUAUUGUUACGCCUGAUUUGAGUUCACCUUACAGAGGUAUUCGUUUUUGUUUUUAAAUGUUGCCUAAAAGUGAAUUCAGGUCGUUCUAUUAACUCAAGGUAGCUUUUUUUUUUAAUCGGUAAAACGACGGUCGCUAAUAUGUGUCCCUUGAAGAGAUGUAUUUUUAGUGGUGCAGACUUCCUCGAUGUCAUUUGCCUUGCUUUCGGUCAAGCGGAAACUGGCAGACCUUUAAAGUGGCCCGCUGUCACCACAUGGCACACCCAACCACCACUCCGUGCGACCCCUCUGUCCACUUGGCCCGUGUUGGUAAACCAGUUCUGAUGAAAAAACGCCGUCAUGGAAAUAUGUUUUUCGCUACCGACCUGGAUUGCCGCGUCGAAAGCUGCUUAACCUUCACUGCGCCUUUUGUGCGCGACGUCUUGUGGGCGGUCCGGACGUACGUGACUUCCCGCCGUCAGCUUAACUGCGUUUGCGUUGGUGUCCGGUGAGGCUCGAGAACAUGUCAGAUAAGACUCGGAUGCCGAGCAGGGAGCGCGCCCUCGCCGGACGAAAGGAGAAAAUGGCUGUCGCAGACAAGCAUGCAGUCAACGGGAACGCCGCUGUGGAGCCUUUCCCAGAAGGGAUGGAGAUGAUCAUGUUUGGUAUGGGCUGUUUCUGGGGAGCAGAGAAGCUUUUCUGGAGAGUUUCAGGGGUUUUCUCUACCCAGGUGGGCUUCGCUGGCGGCUUUACACCCAACCCCACCUAUGAGGAGGUCUGCUCAGGUCUGACCGGACACACCGAGGUGGUGAGGGUGGUCUUCUCUCCCGAAGACAUCAGCCUCGCGGAGCUGCUGAAACUCUUCUGGGAGAACCACGAUCCAACACAAGGUAUGAAGCAGCACGCCGACGUCGGGACUCAGUACCGUUCGGCCAUUUACACUUCCAGCGCCACUCAACAGGAGCUCGCUCUGAACAGCAAAGUGGCCUACCAGAAGCUUAUCCUCACGAGGGUCACGGGGAGUACCGGAGCCUGUCCCAGCUGUCAACGGGCAGGAGGCGGGGUACACCCUGAACUGGUUGCUAGCCAAUGGCAGCGUUGUGCUGGAGGCGAAGGGCAUGGGUGCGAUCACAACAGAAAUUGUGGAGUUGCAGGAGUUCUACUACGCCGAGGACUACCACCAGCAGUACCUGAAGAAGAUACCGCAAGGUUAUUGCGGCCUCAAAGGCACCGGCGUUUCCUGCCCCAUCGGCGCGGGGAAAGAGGAGCCCUAAGCAGCAGUACACAGGAUCAAGUAAAGGUUCAUACUCCCGUGAUUGAGCUCGUGACAGACACAAAAAGUUCUGCACUUACUUAAACUUAUUAGUUACUAAUAUAGUGAGUGACGCAAUCAUAAAUUAAUCAUGUUUAAUCAACACAAAGUGUGAAGCUGUGGUUCUCAAACUUGGGUCCCUGGUCCAACUAAAACAUGGUGUUCUGCAAAAUAAUCAUCAUUAAAUUAUGUCGUAACAUUUUUUUCAACGUGCAUAACUACAUUUGGGAGACCGGCACACCAGUCAAGUAAACAUAUAAAAGUAAUUACCUCUGCUUACCCUACUUAAGGUUUUGCCUACCGUAAUUCCCGGCCUACAGAGCGUGCCUGGUUGUAAGCCUCACCCAGAAAGGAAAUACUAUUUGGUACAUACAUACACCGCAGCUGUGUAAAAGCCACAAGUGCCCACAUAGAAGUCCAUGUUGAAACACGAGAUAUUUAACAAAGAAAGACGGUACACAGAGAGUUUAACGCCAGCGCCGCUGCGCUAAUGCUAACGCUAGCGCCGCUGCGCUAAUGAUAACGCUAGCACCGGGCUAACCGGGCCGGUUGGAAAAAAACAUACCGGUAAAAAUCACUGAGACACGGCAGUAACACGCUAGCGCAGCGCUAACCGGACCGGUAAAAGUCACUUCCUCGGCACAUAUAUUCCACCGGCCUCACUUACCUUUUCCGCUCGAGUGCCCCCUUGUGGCCGUAGGAAAAAAUGCACAAAUUAGCCACAUUGUCGCAUUAACCGGAGGGUUGAAAGUGUGUGAAAAAAGUCGUGGUUUGUAGGCCGGAAAUUACGCUAAUUAAAAUCUGAUACCCUUCAAGGGCAUGCAGCAUUUUUUGGCUCUUCUCUUAUCUUACGCUUAUCUUGUAGAGGUGUGCAGGUGAGACAUGCUGACCUCGGGAAAAAUAUUUUCGGUUUGGUAGCGCAUACUGCGGGUCGAAUGUUUCCGACCUGGCCACAUUCCUCCUUUUGCAAUAUGGAAAUGGGGCCACACAUCUCCGGCAUUUAACUGACAUACAAAAUGAUAUGACAUUUUUUUAGGGAUUUUUCAUGGGACUUAAACUAAGGAGUGAAAAAAGUGGCAGUAAGGCUCAGAAAUAGUAAAAAAAAUAGCAAAAAUAUGUCCCCUUUACAGGGGUCCGUGGAAUCAAAAUGUUUGGGAGCUCGGGAUGCAGUGAUUAUCUUAUUCCACAUGAUGGCGUCAUAUGUUUGUAUGACACCCACACAUGUCUGUGUAGCCAGUUUAAGGGGGGGGGAAUGAAUCAAUAACAAUUUUUAAUGGAAAACGAUUUUAAAAUAUUUUCAAUGAAGCAGUAAUGUUGUAGUAAUUGAUUGUGUUGUACCAUUUAGCAGUUGUAGGACAUCACUGUAAUAAAUGUCAAAUUU
Molecule: messenger RNA, 3073 nt
Organism: Syngnathoides biaculeatus (alligator pipefish)
Lineage: Eukaryota; Metazoa; Chordata; Actinopteri; Syngnathiformes; Syngnathidae
Gene: msrab
Product: methionine sulfoxide reductase Ab
Exons: 9
Coding region: 904-1737 (277 amino acids)
Biological process (GO): cellular response to oxidative stress
Cellular component (GO): cytoplasm
Molecular function (GO): peptide-methionine (S)-S-oxide reductase activity
Source: RefSeq, a predicted model, not a curated record